Molecule: messenger RNA, 2000 nt
Organism: Anastrepha ludens (Mexican fruit fly)
Lineage: Eukaryota; Metazoa; Arthropoda; Insecta; Diptera; Tephritidae
Gene: ApepP
Product: xaa-Pro aminopeptidase ApepP
Exons: 10
Coding region: 111-1934 (607 amino acids)
Molecular function (GO): metalloaminopeptidase activity
Source: RefSeq, a predicted model, not a curated record
GUUAUAAGUAACAAGAAAUAAACAUUUGCCUGUGGAGAUGUGGGGUUAGGGUGCGAUAUUGGCGGUUGCCAAGCAAUAAACCGCAAAAAUUUAGCAGUGUAAUAAAAAAGAUGGGACGCAGUAUUGUGGAAAGUUUACGGUUUCUUAUGAGACAGAAUAAGCCCCCUUUGGAGGCUUAUAUUAUUCCGACGGACGAUGCUCAUCAAAAUGAAUAUAUUUCCCAGCACGAUGCGAGGAGAGCCUUUGUUAGUGGAUUCAAUGGAUCUGCCGGAACUGCAGUGAUUACAUUAGAUAAGGCUUUAUUGUGGACAGACGCGAGAUAUUAUGAACAAGCCGAAAAACAAAUUGGUGCGGAGUGGGAACUUAUGAGAGAUGGUUUGCCAGCCACUCCUUCUAUUGGAAAAUGGAUUGCAAACAAUGUACCCAAAGGAAGUGAUGUUGGUGUGGAUCCGAAACUUCUUUCAUACCGUCAAUGGGAACCCAUACAAACGGAAUUGACAAAUACAGACUGUACGUUAGUUCCUGUGGAGGAAAAUUUGGUCGAUGCAAUAUGGGGAGAUCAACAACCUAAGCAGCCUUCCAAUCCCAUCAUUCAAUUAGAGCAAAUAUUUUCUGGUUUAACGGUUGCAGAGAAAUGGAAAGACAUUAAGAAUCGAAUGCAAGAAAAUACGGCCCAUGCGCUGGUGGUGUCAGCUUUGGAUGAAAUUGCAUGGUUUUUAAACCUCCGGGGGUCAGAUAUUGAAUAUAAUCCCGUAUUUUUUGCGUAUUUAAUUGUUGAAAUGAACAAUAUUAAGUUAUUCGUUGACAAAACAAAACUUCCGGAGAAUUUUGAAGAAUAUCAGAAACAGAAUGAUGUUCUUAUUGAUAUUUAUCCAUAUGACUCUAUUGGAAGUGAAGUGAAAACCAUAAUAAGUUCAUUAUCAGAGGAGAAAAUAUGGAUUUCUCCAACCUCAAGCUAUUACUUAUGUUCUUUGAUACCUAAAAAGUUAAGAGUCCUUGAGAUCACACCUAUAGCCCUUAACAAAGCAAUUAAAAAUAAUACCGAAAUCGAAGGAUUUAUUAACUGUCAUAUUCGUGAUGGAGUUGCACUCUGUCGAUAUUUCGCUUGGUUAGAGGAUUCUGUUCAGAAUGGCGAGAAUGUUACUGAAAUUUCUGGAGCUACGAAAUUAGAAGAAUUUCGAUCGAAGAAUAAAUACUUCAUGGGCUUAAGCUUUGGAACGAUAAGUGCCAGUGGUCCCAAUGGUUCUAUAAUACAUUAUCAACCAACUGAAGAAACCAAUCGACGCAUAGUUAGCCAAGAAAUCUACCUCUGUGAUUCGGGGGCUCAGUAUCUGGAUGGAACAACGGAUGUCACGCGUACAUUUCAUUUUGGAGAACCGACAGAAUUCCAAAAGGAAGCAUACACACGCGUUUUAAAGGGCCAGUUGAGAUUAGGAUCCACAAUUUUUCCAACAGAAGUAAAGGGUAAUGUCCUCGAUACAAUCGCAAGAAAAUCACUUUGGGAUGUGGGACUAGAUUACGGACACGGAACAGGGCAUGGGGUUGGAUCAUUUCUUAAUGUGCAUGAAGGUCCUAUGGGAGUAGGAACUCGUCUUAUGCCUGAUGACCCCGGUUUACAAGAAAAUAUGUUUAUAUCAAACGAGCCUGGAUAUUACCAAAGUGAGGAAUUUGGAAUUCGUAUUGAGGAUAUUGUUCAAAUUGUCCCAGCUACGAAAGGUUAUAAUUUUGCUGGAAGAGGUGCUUUAACGUUUAAAAAUAUAACAUGGUGUCCAAAACAAACGAAGAUGAUCAGAAAAGAUCUACUUCUAGACAUUGAGGUAACCAUUUUAAAUGAUUAUCACAAACUGGUUUGGGAAACCUUGUCGCCGAUUUUACGUGAAGAAGGCGAUGAAUUUACCUUGGCGUGGUUGGAAAAAGAAACCCGUGCUAUAUAAAAGUCAAUGGAAUUUUGUAUACGAUGAAUAAUAAAGAUUUUAUAAUAAAUAUUGCCGAUCACCAAA